CACUGUAACGAUGAUAUCCAUAACUGCCAGUCGGACAUGAACAUAGUGGGGGCGUGGAAGAGGGGCUACACGGGGAAAGACGUGGUGGUCACCAUCCUGGAUGACGGCAUAGAGAGGAACCACCCCGACCUCAUUCAGAACUACGUGAGUGUGUACUGUAUGUGUGUGGGUGCAUGUACACUGAGUGUACAAAACAUUAGGAACACCUGCUCUUUGCCGGACAUAGACUGACCAGGUGAUUCCAGGUGAAAGCUAUGCUCCCUUAUUGAUGUCACCUGUUAAAUCCACUUAAAACAGUGUAGAUGAAGGGGAGAAGACAGGUUAAAGGAGGAUUUUUAAGCCUUGAGACAUGGAUUGUGUAUGUGUGCCAUUCAGAAAGUGAAUGGGCAAGUCAAUAGAUAUAAGUGCCUUUGAAUGGGGUAUGGUAGUAGGUGCCAGGCGCACCAGUUUGAGUGUGUCAACUGCAACGCAGCUGGCGUUUUCACACUCAAUAUUUUCCAGUGCGUUUCAAGAAUGGUCCACCACCCAAAGGACAUCCAGCCAACUUGACUGUGGGAAGCAUUGGCGUCAACAUGGGACAGCAUCCCUGUGGAAUGCUUUUGACACCUUGUAGAGUCCAUGCCCCGACGAAUUGAGGCUGUUCUGAGGGCAAAAGGGGGUGCAACUCAAUAUUAGGAAGGUGUUCCUAAUGUUUUGUACACUCAGUGUAUGUGUGUGUUUUGGAAUGGGGUAUGUAUGUGGGUUGGAGUAGGAGUGUGUGGCGUAUUCUGCCAUUGGCUGAUUUCUGCUGCUCCGCCCUCGGCCGUAAGAAGACCGUGAUGGUGAAGGUAUUUCCUCUGUUUCCAGGACAACCAGGCCAGUUAUGAUGUCAACGGGAAUGACAUGGACCCCAUGCCCCGUUACGAUGCCAGCAACGAGAACAAGUAAGAUACUGGGUCACAGCAUCACUCUCCGCUGUGUGUGUGUGUGCCCUCGCUUCGGUAUCUGUAUAGUUAUGUAGUAGUGUGGUGUGUUUAUGGUGUAAGUGAGAAUGGUGUGUGUGUGUGUGUGUGUGUGUGGAGAACUCUCCUCUGCCUGGGAGCCCUGUGUCCUGCGCCAGUUUGGCUGUCAGUGUUUUUGGACAUUCUAGCCAAAAUGCCUUGGCAAACCCUCAGUGCUCUGUGGUAGAUUGUUUUCUUAAAGAGACAGGAGGUUUACUAACCCACUGCUUUAUAGAUAGAUCAGCGUCUGCACUGUGUCUCACCCUCUCUCUCUAUCCCUCUCUGACUGGGGUUUGUUGAGAAAUAUGUCACAAUAAUGGGUACGUUCCAAUGUCCAUACUAGCAUACCGCUUAGAAUGCAUACCGCUUAUUGCUCUAUUCUAGGUAGUAUGCUGCUGGAGGGGAUAUUGGAACAUAGCCAUUAGUAUGCUACUGCUACCUAAAGCUUACACACUACACGCAUUUCAGCCAGAUUUGUAUCUUUGCAUUGUCCCAACUUGUCCAGGUGGAAGAUUUCGAAGUCAUUUGUGAGAGGUUCUAUGAAAGCUCGCAACCAACUGCUGAUUCACUCGAGACGUCCCUAUCCAAUACGUUUGCGAGUACACGAGUGUGGUGGUGGUGGUAGGAGUUCCAAUUUGCUCUAGCUUUAUGACAUGGUACUGAUUUGAGGAAAGAGGACUCACCACUUCUGAUCCAGACCAACCAAAGAGACCAGAAUGGAUUGGUUACAGUCCCCUCUACCGUCCCUUUCUUUAAACCAGCAGUUUCACAGAUGUUCAAAGUAAAUUGACACUAACCUUGCAUCUGCUGUGGGGUGUGUUACCUUUGUGUGUGUGUGUGUGUGUUUCCAGAGGAGAACAAGCUGUUCUUUAUGCUUAUUCCCUGUGUGAGGAACGUAUCCGCUGGUGAAUUUGAACAUUUCCAUGUGAUAAAAUCUCUGCCAUAAUGAACCAAGGAAUGACCUCCAGGAUUGAUCCAGUCAGUGUGUUCUUCACAUUGAACUGUAUUCAUCCUGCAGGCAUGGAACAGAGAUGGGGUAGAUGCUGGGUUGCCAUGACAGCGGUCAGUGGUGACUCUGGGCCGCUUGGUCCAGAUGUUCUUGGCAGGAGGGCUGGUCGUGCCGAGCAAGAGAGUGUUUGCCUCUUCCUCCUCCUAAAACACACUCUUGUUUGUUUGCGCUGGUCACUGACCCUGGCAGAUUGUCGCUACAGUCUGUGGCGGAAUGUUACCCUUGUUUGUUGAGGGCUCGGGGACAUGCAAAACAUUGUCUCUUUCACAUUGUGAAAAUAUCUGAGGGCUGUAUGUAAUCCAGUGCAGCUGCUGCUGCCUCUGACAGCAGGGUCAUGUUCGUUACGCACCAAACCGAAGAAAACUGACUAUAAGACAUUUUCCACUGCAUGCCCUUAUGAACAAGACUCAGCCCCUGCUACUGGCCAUGAGGAGCCCUGUUCCUCCAGGCCAGAGUUUGAACUAAGUCGAACUCCACUUAGUUCUCCUCCACUACUUUUUCGGCCAUAUGUCUUUGCUCAAACAUGCAGGUUGUCAGAUGUUAUCCUGACUGUUUGUGCAUUCUUCAGUAUAUCUGUUUAAAUAUUUGUGUGAGUUUUAUAAAUGUGCGCUUGUGGGAGUGUGUAAAUGUGUAUAUCUGUUUAUGUGUGCAUAAUGUGAAGUGUUCCUGCUCUCUCUUCAGGCAUGGAACACGCUGUGCUGGGGAAGUUGCUGCAUCUGCUAACAACUCCCAUUGCACUGUGGGAAUCGCCUACAACGCACGGAUAGGUGGUGAGUGUAUGUUUAUGUGUGUUUCAAGGUUAUUUGCCAUAUGUAAUAGAAAUCUUACUCACUAGUGGUGAGUGCCUGCAAGUGCGCGCGCGCGUUGGUUUUACUCUUUGCAUCUGUGCUUGAGUGUGUGAUGUAAACUGUGUGUGCUAUAUGUACUGUUUGCUCACUCUCUGUCUGUGUGUGUGUGUCAGGGGUGAGGAUGCUGGACGGUGAUGUGACAGACAUGGUGGAGGCCAAGUCUCUGAGUCUGCAGCCGCAGCACAUUGACAUCUACAGCGCCAGCUGGGGUCCUGACGACGACGGCAAGACGGUGGACGGCCCCGCCUCCCUGGCCAGGCAGGCCUUCGAGAACGGCAUCCGCAUGGUGCGUCUCUCACACACACACAGUAGACAUUAAGUACACAUUAAGUAUACACACUUAUACCCACUAUCAUACACCAAUUCACCCUCAAAAGAAGACUGGGGCAAAGAAUACAAAUUGACUUGGACAAACACACACGCCCACAGUAACCCGGGGGCUAGAGUUUUAUCAAUGCCUCAGGGGCACUUCUAUACAUUUGCAUUAAAGAGCUUGGUCUGAUUAGCAUAUCAAUGUGGUGUAUCCAUAUUCAUGACUGUGUUGUGGAGGUGGCUCAAAGGAAGAGCCUAGCCCAGGGGUUAAGUGGAGGGGAGUUGAGUACACAAGGUCGCAUGUGAUGAUUUCAGAGUGUCCUCUCCUUGCUGAGUCAGAAAUGCUGCUGACAUUUUGAUUGUGGGGAAACUAAAACAAUGGUUACUUUGGUGGUGGUGGGUUACGUACACUGAGAAUUCUAAACAUUAGGAACACCCCCCUUUGCCCUCAGAACAGUCUCAAUUCGUUGGGCUCUACAAGGUGUCGAAAGCGUUCCACAGGGAUGCUGGCCCAUGUUGAGUCCAAUGCUUCCCAUAGUUGUCAAGUUGGCUGGAUGUCCUUUGGGUGGUGGACCAUUCUUGAUACACACAGGGAAACUGUUGAGCGUGAAAAACCCAGCAGCGUUGCAGUUCUUGACACACUCAAACCGGUGUGCCUGGCACCUACUACCAUACCCUGUUCAAAGGCACUUACAUGUUUAAUCUAGCCCAUUCACCCUCUGAAUGGCACACAUACACAAUCCAUGUCUCAAUUGUCUCGAGGCUUAAACAUCCUUCUUUAACCUGUCUCCUCCCCUUCAUCUACACUGAUUUUGAAGUGGAUUUAACAAGUGCCAUCAAUAAGGGCGGCAGGUAGCCUAGCGGUUAAGAGUGUUGGGCCGAUAACUGAAAGGUCGCUGGUUUGAAACCCCGAGCUGACUAUGUGAAAAAUCUGUUGAUGUGCCCUUGAGCAAGGCACUUAACCCUAAUUGAUCAUGUAAGUCACUCUGGAUAAGAGCAUCUGCUAAAUGACUAAAAUUAAAUUAAAAUGUAAUAAGAGAUAAUAGCAUUCACCUGGUCAGUUUUAUGUCAUGGAAAGAUGUUUUGUAUACUCAGUGUACAUAUUUUUUGGCCAUGGAAGCUACAGAGGUCUAUUGGGCUAUUAUGACAGAUGGUUAGAGGUGUGUGGGUGUGUGUGUGGCAGGACCGUGGCAGGUUGGCCUAUGGAAAGGGGAUGUGACCGGCUAGUGAGCGGGGAGAAAGUGUGACCGGUUGGGAGGGAGGAAAAAUGUAUUAGUCCCCGUAUGUUUGUGAGAUAUUACUGCCAGGUUAGGGAGAGGUGUGUGUUGCUGUUGUGAUAGGUUAGGUUAGGUUAGAGGGUGCAGGUCCCCCCACACCCACCCGCCCCCCACGCUCUCUUAGGGUUCUUGAGCUAAUUUCCUCGUUAACGUUUUUCAGUUGCCUUUGUCUGUCUCCCUCUUUCUUCAAUAAGUCAUCCUCUCCCUACCUGCUCUUUCUCUCUCUCUUUCAGUCUCUCUCACUCUCCCUCUGUAUCUCUCCCCUCCUUUCUCGCUCAACUUCUCUCUUUCUCGCUCUCUCCCUCUCUCCCUCUUUUUUUCUCCCUCCAUCCCUUCAAAGCUGGUCCCAGUUUUCCGUCAGCGUUUCGUCCUGUCUGAUUCUCUCCUCACUCAGAGGGGCUUCUAUCUCUUAUCACUGGCUGACAGGCCUUUUGAAGUGCUCCCCUCCACCUUUUAUCCCCUCUGUGUGUGGAUGUGUGUACAUGAAUGCUUGCGUGUGUGUUUGAGUGAGUGAGAGUGACAGUCAGAGCUCACAGAGCAGUAGGCUCCCUCAAGUAUCUCUGCCAAUCACACACCAAGAAAUGUCCAUAUAAAUAGAAUAAUGGCAUUUUGGCAUCAUUGACUUUAUUUGAUUGGGGAUGCCCACUUUAGUAAUUGUAUUUCUAUGAAAAUAACUCUGUUUACUGAAGCUGUGUGGUAGGCCUGCUCCAUUAAGUAAUUUGUGCUAAUGUAAUUAAUGUGCUCAUUCCCCGUGCACCUGCUAUUACCAUUUCAGCAUCAGGUGGUGGAAGAACGUUGUUCCCACGGGCAGGAAGUCCCGCCUUUGAUCUAAUUGACAAUGAUUUGAUUUCCUGCCAGGGAAGAAAGGGGCGCGGCUCCAUCUUUGUGUGGGCGUCAGGAAACGGCGGGCGGAGCCGGGACCACUGCUCCUGUGACGGCUACACCAACAGCAUCUACACUAUCUCCAUCUCCAGCACCGCAGAGAGCGGACGCAAGCCCUGGUACCUGGAGGAGUGCUCGUCCACCCUAACCACCACCUACAGCAGCGGAGAGAACUACGACCGCAAGAUAGUAAGUCUGUCUCCGAAAGAGAAAGAAAGUGUGUUUGUGUGUUCCACCAUUCUUACCACAACAUACAGCAGCAGAGGGAAGAGAGAACUACAACUGUCUAAUAGUUGAGGGGGGGGUGUGUGUGUGUGUGUGUGUGUGUGUGUGUGUGAGAGCUCUUGUGGCCCACAGUCUGGAAGACCUUCAGUCCGUCCUUGUAACGGCUGUGAGGGUCUAAAGCAGGAUGAUGGGACUGUAUCAACACCACCAAGACAGAGGUGGUCUGUCAAUGGAGAUCCAGCCCUCCACCCACCAUGCCUGUCUUCACCAUUGAGCACAAAUCACUGGCAAUAGUCCCGUCAUUCAAAUACCUGGGCAGCAUCCUCUCGGAGGACUGCAGCAUCGACCUCAAUUCAAAACAGGAUCAAGCAAGCAUCAGCUGCCUUCGGGAAACUCAGACGCAGCGUCUUCCAAAACUGGGAUCUCCACCUCCACACCGAAGUCGCCGUCUAUCAAGCCGUCUGCAUCACCACACUGCUUUACAGCUGUGAAGCCUGGGUCGCUUACAGUCGCCACAACAAGCCGCUCGAGCGAUUCCACAUAAGAUGCCUGCAGCGCAUCCUGGGAAUCACCUGCUGCGACCAUGUACACCAUACAGAAAUACUUGCUAAGACCAACUGCAAGAGUAUGGACGCCAUGGUCACUCAGCACCAACUGCGCUGGCUUGGGCAUGUCAUUAGGAUGUCUCAGGAGCGCUUGCCGUGGAAGAUCCUGUAUGGCCAGCUACACCUUAGCCGGCGGUCUGCAGCGGGGCAGAUGAAGUGCUACAAGGACCAGCUGAAAACUUCGCUGAAGAAGUGCAACAUCAAACCCACAAACCUGGAGGACGAUGCUGCCGACCGUUCCACCUGGCGGCAGCUCUGCCAGAGCGGUGUACAGAGGUGGAGAAGAGCACAAAGAAACAGCAAAAACAGCUCAGGAGACAUACAACCAUGCCUGCCCCUGCCAACACAGACUGCACAUGCCCCACCUGCAAUAAAGUUUGUGGAUCUCGGAUUGGACUCUACAGUCACCAAAGAAUUCAUCGUUAACUCAGAAGUGGAAGUCCUCAUCGGAUACGUUGGACUACCAUAACGUAACGUGUAUGAGAGCGAGAGAGAGAGCACUAAUGUGCUAAUGCUGCUUUGUCAUUUAGGCCGACUAGAUGGCAUACGUAACUGAUUCCUGUGUGGGCAAAGCCAGACAAACAGGCUUUGGUUGUUUUUAAAGCCCAUGACCUUUGAACCCAAGGCUGGGUGAAUGAGGUCAAUGUGUCGGGGUUGAGCUGUGUGUCCUGGCUGACCCCCUCCUACUCUCCACCCCUGGCCCAGGGUGCAUUGGGGUAGACUGUCAGACAGAGUGACAGUUGUCCUAGCUUGUCUGGCAGUGUCUCGCCACAGUACCAAUAGAGGUUCUGGAGACCAAGCAGGGAGAGGGAGAGGGAGAGAGCAGUCACUAAGAACCAGCCAGGCCAGCGCUGUGCUACAGACUCACACAGAGCAAUGACCAGCACUCAACACACACACACGGUCAUGCACACAAUGUCCUACUCCAGGGCCCGUAUUUGUAAAGCAUAUCAGAGUAGGAGGGCUGAUCUAGGUUCAAGUCCCCCCUGUGCAUAUACACUACCGGUCAAAAGUUUUAGAACACCUACUCAUUCAAGGGUUUUUCAUUAUUUUUAAAACAAUUUUCUACAUUGUAGAAUAAUAGUGAAGACAUCAAAACUAUAUGAAAUAACACAUAUGGAAUCAUGUAGUAACCAAAAAAGUGUUAAAGAAAUUAAAAUGUAUUUUAUAUUUGAGAUUAUUCAAAUAGCCACCCUUUGCCUUGAUGACAGCUUUGCACACUCUUGGCAUUCUCUCAACCAGCUUCACCUGGAAUGCUUUUCCAACAGUCUUGAAGGAGUUCCCACAUGCCAUCUCAAUUUGGUUAAGGUCGGGGUAUUGUGGAGGCCAGGUCAUCUGAUGCAGCACUCCAUCACUCUCCUUCUUGGUUAAAUAGCCCUUAUAAAGCCUGGAGGUGUGUUGGGUCAUUGUCCUGUUGAAAAAUAAAUGAUAGUCCCACUAAGCCCAAACCAGAUGGGAUGGCGUAUCGCUGCAGAAUGCUGUGGUAGCCAUGCUGGUUAAGUGUGCCUUGAAUUCUAAAUAUAUCACAGACAGUGUCACUAGCAAAGCACCCCCACACCAUAACACCUCCACCCCCACACCAUACACAUGCGGAGAUCAUCCGUUCACCCACACCGCGUCUAACAAGGACACGGCGGUUGGAACCAAAAAUCUCCAAUUUGGACUCCAGACCAAAGGACACAUUUCCACUGUUCUAAUGUCUCUUCUUCUUAUUGGUGUCCUUUAGUAGUGGUUUCUUUGCAGCAAUUCAACCAUGAACCUAACCCGGACGACGCUGGGCCAAUUGUGCGCCGCCCUAUGGGACUCCCGGUCACUGUCUGUAAUGACACAGCCUGGGAUCGAACCCCAGGCUGUAGUGACGCCCUAACACUGCAAUGCAGUGCCUUAGACCACUGCGCCACUCGGGAGGCACCUGCAAAAAAAUAAUAUUUCCCUCCUUUCCACUCCCUUUGGUCCUCUUUGGCUGAGAAAUGAUUUCCUGGGUACCUUAGGGAACAGCAGGCUAUUAUGUGUGUGUGUGUGUGUGUCAUCUCUAGCAUGGCAGCGUAUCAAAGCUGGAAUGUGUGCAGUCUCAGGUGUGCCUCAAUCUCCCCCUGAUCCACAGGACUUAACCCUCCCUCCCCUCUCUGUCCAUCCCUCCUGCUAUAGAUCACCACAGAUCUGCGGCAGCGCUGCACAGAUAGCCACACAGGGACCUCGGCGUCUGCUCCUAUGGCAGCUGGGAUCAUCGCGCUGGCCCUGGAGGCUAAGUAAGCUCCUUAACCUUAACUCAGGGAUUCACACGACUCCACCUGUGCACUGCAGUUAGUUCAGUUCACCCAGCUAGUCAGUCAAUCAAUCCCAUUGCUCACAUUGCUUAUCAAAAUUCUCUCUCUCUCCCGUCUCUUUGCCUUUUUUCACUUUCUUUCUCUGCUGCAUUCCUCCCCCCCCCCACACACACACACACACACCAACUUCUCCGUACACACACUCGUCAAGUGGAGCAGAUUGGCCACAACUCUUUGAGCGCUGCUGAUGGUUGCAGCGGUUAUCUGGUAUAUGAAAGAGAACGGGCCGACUUUGAUAAACAUAUAUUCAAGAGGGGCUGGGGCUGGGAGCAGGCCUGCUCUGUCAUUUGAAAGCCAGGUUAUCUUCCUCCUCUGCCUCAUAUAUUACACCUGUAUGUUUAUACCAUAAUUACACUUCAGUCAGAACAUGAGAGGAGACUCUCCAACAUCAGCCGGGUUUGAUGUCGGAUCUGUGGGGACCGAACGGGCUGUUGGAACAGUUCCUGUGUGUGUGUGUGUGUGUGUGUGUGUGUGUGUGUGCGCUCCGGCAGCGUUCAAAUGAUUUUAGGAUGCCUGUGCCAUGGCCUAGUUAGUGUACCACGUUAAUGAUGAUGAAACAUUUAUAGAAUGUGAAUUAUGGAUGGAGUGGUGGAGUUAAACUAACAUUGGUUGGUUUUAAUUGUCAAUAUAUCAGAGUUUUCAUGGAUGGUUAUUGGGGUUGGGACCCCCCUGCUUUUCCCUCCAGAAGACAUAGCUUCUUAACCUGUGAGUGCCCGUCUGUUUCUGGUCUCUUGCCAACUCCUUAUGGAAUUGAUAUGCCAUGGCUGGCGCCCAAGCUGACAGCUUCUGGUUUUCACUUGAAUUAGUUUUUUGGAAAACGUAGUGAACAGAGUGAGUGUUGGACAGCGAGCAGGAGAACAGAUGACUCCUGGGAGGUGAAACACUUAAACAUACUCUCCCACUAGUGUUCAAGAGGUUGAUGUUAUUGGUUAGCCGUGAAGGUUUUCUCUUCCACGAUAAACUCCUUAGGAGACAGUACACAAUGUCCGUUUUUAUUUUAGGGUCUUUUCAUACAUAUCUGUUUUACCGUUUAGAAAUGAAUGCACUUUGUGUCUAGUCCGGCCAUUUGAAGAAGUCAGUAUUUGGACAAAUUCACUUACAUUUACAUUUUAGUCAUUUAGCAGACGCUCUUAUCCAGAGCGACUUACAGUUAGUGAGUGCAUACAUUUUCAUACUGGCCCCCUGUGGGAAACGAACCCACAACCCUGGCGUUGCAAGUGCCAUGCUCUACCAACUGAGCUACAGGGGACCACUAGGUGUAUUAAGUAGUCGAUAGUUUAGUAUUUGGUCCCAUAUUCCUUGCACACAUUGACUACAUCAAGCUUGUGACGAUAUAAACUUGUUGGAUGCAUUUGCAGUUUGUUGUGGUUGUGCUUUGGAUACCUGAAUGGUGAAUAAUGGAUUGCGCCAUUUUGGAGUCACUUUUAUUGUAAGUAAGAAUAGAUGUUUCUGAACACUGCUACAUUCAUGUGGAUGCUACCAUGAUUAUUUGUUAAAUUAAUUGUGAGUAAUGAGUUAAAGGUUAGAGGUACAAAGAUCAUACCACCAUGUUUUGUUGCCUCUGAACGGCAUCUUACUCAACAUUAUUCAUGAUCCAUUCAUGAUUUUUAUCAAUCAUGGCAUUAUCAGGAUUAAUUUAGAAGUGUUCAGAAACAUCUACUCAGGAGAGGGGGUGGGGGAAUGGAUGCAUAAAGUGCUUUCAUUUCUAAACAGUGAAACGGAUAUGUAUGAAAAUAUCCUCAAUACAUUCUGUACUGUUGUUGCAUCAUAUGAAACAUUGAUCUCAAAUCCAAAAUGCUGGAGUAUAGAGACAUUUUAAAUGUUAGCUUUACUGUCAAAAUACAUAUGGAGGGGAGUGUACAGUUGAAGUCAGAAGUUUACAUACACCUUAGCCAAAUACAUUUAAACUCAGUUUUUCCCACAAUUCCUGACAUUUAAUCCUAGUAAAAAUGCCAUGUCUUAGGUCAGUUAGGAUCACCACUUUAUUUUAAGAAUGUGAAAUGUCAGAAUAAUAGUAGAGAGAAUUAUUUAUUUAAGCUUUUAUUUAUUUGAUCACAUUCACAGUGGGUCAGAAGUUAACAUACACUCAAUUAGUAUUUGGUAGCAUUGCCUUUAAAUUGUUUAACUGGGGUCAAAUGUUUCGGGUAGCCUUCCACAAGCUUCCCACAAUAAGUUGGGUGAAUGUUGGCCCAUUCCUCCUGACAGAGCUGGUGUAACUGAGUCAGGUUUGUAGGCCUCCUUGCUCGCACACGCUUUUUCAGUUCUGCCCACAAAUGAUCUAUAGGAUUGAGGUCAGUGCUUUAUGAUGGCCACUCCAAUACCUUGACUUUGUUGUCCUUAAGCCAUUUUGCCACUUUGGAAAUAUGCUUGGGGUCAUUGUCCAUUUGGAAGACCCAUUUGCGACCAAGCUUUAACUUCCUGACUGAUGCCUUGAGAUGUUGCUUCAAUAUAUCCACAUCAUUUUCCUUCCUCAUGAUGCCAUAUAUUUUGUGAAGUGCACCAGUCCCUCCUGCAGCAAAGCACCCCCACAGCAUGAUGCUGCCACCCCCGUGCUUCACGGUUGGGAUGGUGUUCUUCGGCUUGCAAGCUACCCCCCUUUUCCUCCAAACAUAACGAUGGUCAUUAUGGCCAAACAGUUUUAUUUUUGUUUCAUCAGACCAAAGGACAUUUCUCCAAAAAGUACGAUCUUUGUCCCCAUGUGCAGUUGCAAACUGUAGUCUGGCUUUUUUAUGGCAGUUUUGGAGCAGUGGCUUCUUCCUUGCUGAGCGGCCUUUCAGGUUAUGUCGAUAUAGGACUCGUUUUACUGUGGAUAUAGAUAAUUUUGUACCUGUUUCCUCCAGCAUCUUCACAAGGUCCUUUGCUGUUGUUCUGGGAUUGAUUUGCACUUUUCGCACCAAAGUAUGUGCGUCUCCUUCAUGAGCGGUAUGACUGCUGCGUGGUCCCAUGGGGUUUAUACUUGCGCACUAUUGUUUGUACAGAUGAAUGUGGUACCUUCAGGCGUUUGGAAAUUGCUCCGGAGGAUGAACCAGACUUGUGGAGGUCUACAAAUGUUUUUUCUGAGGUCUUGGCUGAUUUCUUUUGAUUUUCCCAUGAUGUCAAGCAAAGAGGCACUGAGUUUGAAGAUAGGCCUUGAAGUACAUCCACAGGUACACCUCCAAUUGACUCAAAUUAUGUCAAUUAGCAUAUCAGAAGCUUCUAAAGCCAUGACAUCAUUUUCUGGAAUUCUUCAAGCUGUUGAAAGGCACAGUCAACUUAGUGUAUGUAAACUUCUGACCCACUGGAAUUGUGAUACAGUGAAUUAUAAGUGAAAUAAUCUGUCUGUAAACAAUUGUUGGAAAAAUGUCUUGUGUCAUGCACAAAGUAGAUGUCCUAACCAACUUGCCAAAACUAUAGUGUGUUAACAAGAAAUUUGUGGAGUGGUUGAAAAACAAGUUUUAAUGACUCCAACAUAAAUGUAUGUACACUUCAGACUUCAACUGUAUAUACAGUGGGGUCUGAAAAUAUUGACACCUUAUUGGUAGAUUUUCAUGUCACCCAACAAAUGUAAACACCUGGAGUUUGCUUAACAGCAUUGGCACUUGGAUUGGAACCGGUGCUUUGGUCAGAUUACAUGAAAAUAGAGCUCUUUGGCCACGCACACCAGUGGUGGGUUUGGUGUCGAAAUGAGAAUACAUAAGCAGAAAAUAACCCCAUACCUACUGUAAAGUAGGGUGGUGGAUCUUUGAUGUUAUGGGGCUAUUUUGCUUCCACUGGUCCUGGGGGCACAUGUUAAGGUCAACUGCAUCAUGAACUUUACCCAGUACCAGGACAUUUUAGCCAAAAACCUGGUUGCCUCUGCCAGGAGGCUGAAACUUGGCCGCAACUGGAUCUUCCAGCAAGACCAUAACCCUAGGCACACAUCAAAAUCCACAAAGAAAUGGUUAAUUGGCCACAAAAUCAACAUUUUGCAAUGGCCAUCUCAGUCUCCGGACUUGAAACCCAUUGAAAACCUGUGGUUUGAAUUGAUGAGGGCAUGUCCAUAAGUGCAGACGAAGGAUAUCAAGGAUCUGGAAGGAUUCUGUAUGGAGGAAUGGUCAAAGAUCCCUCCCAAUGUGUUCUCCAACUCAUAAAAUAUUUUUGAAAAAGUUGAGGUAUUGAAAGGUAUUAAAAACAGAGGUGUCAAUCAUUUUGACCCCUACUUUUUUGAGAUUUUUUUGUAUUACUUGUUAAACAAAAUGUAUUUCUCUGAGCAAUUGUAUUAGUAUAAUAUAAUUUCCCAAACAUUUUAAACUUACAAUAUACCUAUUUAUUCGAUACAGUCAUUUUGCUCGUCUUUAUCAAUGGUGUCAAUAAUUUCAGACCCCACUGUAUAUCCUUGCGGAGUAGUACUUUUCUAGAAAAACCUGCUGCCUCUGAAUUUUCCGAAAUGCUGUGCUCAGAGGAUGAGGGAGAGAUGAGAGCGGGAGAAAAUAAUGAAGCAUCUGGACGGCAUAUGAAGGGAUUCCCAGGAAACUUGGUGACCUAGAUAUAUUUUUUUUUAAGCACCGUCUUUACAUCAAAGGACACAUGGCUGCCAUCUUGUAAUGGUUAUCACGUGAGAUUGGAGAGGGGAGGGAGGCGGAUGGAUGGGCAUACUGUAUCUGGUAUACCUAACUCUCCCGCUCCCUUUCUGUUACACGCAAACACCCAAGCACCAUAUGUAUAGUACACACAAACACAUACACACACAAACCGUGUUAAGUCUGUGUAUAUUGUUGGUCACCAGUGUGUCUCUGUGGUGUUUUGUGAUUUCUCCUCCAGUCCUCUGUUGUCGUGGAGGGAUGUUCAGCACAUCAUUGUCAAGACGUCUCGAGCUGGCCACCUCAACGCCCCUGACUGGAAGACCAACACCGCUGGAUACAACGGUGCUUAACACUGCCCGCCUCCUCUCCUCCCUCUGCCACUCACCUCUUUUUCCCCUCUUUCUUUCAUACCCCUCACUUACUCUUAGCCCAGUCACUCACCAUAAACCAUCCUACCGCCUGCCAACUACCUGUCAGGGAUUUCAUGCGGAGUACUUUGUUUCAUAAGUGUGUGUGUUUGUGGAGUGUGAGUGUGUGUGAGACAGACUGAGACUGCAGUCCUAGUCCGUCUGGAGUUGUUCCAAGCGGCUGUUUCAAAGAGGAUUGGGAAACCUAGUGAGAGAGAAAAGGGAGGAGGUGGGGAGUUCAUCCAGAGGAAAUGGAGAGCGGAGGUUUAAAGAAAGAGGGGGAGGGAUGGGGAAACAAUAUUUGAUUGGUUUUGUGGAUUGGGUUAACUUACUGAUGUUUUACUGUGAUACUGCUUUGGUUGGAUGGCUGUUUUGAUUGGUUGUUCUAAGGCGGUGGUCACCAACCGGUCGAUCAUGAAGACAUUCCUAAUCACCAAACAUUUCUGUCAAAAUAACAAUGAUAAAGCCUUGCAUUCCUAUUUUUGUGUUUGUUUUGCGCUGUUGGUGGUAGGUGCACUUGAUUCAGCAGCCCUAGCGCCAGGAAGGCAAUGUGUUCCCAUUUUUAACCAUUUCAUGUGUCUGAAGGUAUAACUCUGCCUACCCGGCAGGCCCUGAGAGCAAAUCAAGUGCACCUAUAGGUCUACCGCUGGCCAAUCCGAAACCUCAUUGCUCCAUAACUGUUUUUAAUUGCUUAAUGUUGCAUAGGCUUACGUUUUUUAAAGUCGUGUAAAAUAUAUAUAUAUAUAAUCUGAGCAGUAGAUCUUGGCUUGCAUUUUGACUCAGAAAGUGAUCUUGACUCAGACAAGGUUGGUGACCACUGUUCUAAGGCAUGAAUAACCAUUGGCUCAGAAAGUAUCCACCCCCUUGCACAAUUCUUACUUAAAACAUUUUUUGGUUACAAAUUAGGUGAAAAAAAAAAAAGUCCUCUGUGUCAAUACUUAGUUAAUCUUGCGUACUCUAGAAUCCUGAAUCAAGGCUAUGAUAUUUGCUAGAAGUAUUUAUCCAUUCCUCUGGGCAAAAUUACUCAAGCUCUUUCAUAAAGCAGUGGAUACUUAUCUCAUGAAAACAUUUCAGGUUGUUAUACAUUUUUUAAACUGUCUAGAUUUUUUGGUGGGAUAGGUUGUUUAGAUCAGUGAAUUAAAAAAACAAUCUAGGCUGUAAGGCAACACCUUUGUGCUUAUUGGGGUGGAUUCUUACAGAUAUGAAUAUGGUUCUGUGAAAUGUAUUGAAGUGAUGUGUGGUUUUGAACUAUUUUGAUUGGCUGUGUGGAUUGACUGACGGUGGGCGUGUCUUGCAGUCAGCCACCUGUAUGGCUUUGGCCUGAUGGACGCGGAGGCUAUGGUGAAGGAGGCGGAGCGAUGGAAGCAGGUCCCCGCGCAGCAUAUCUGUGUGGAGAGUGCCGACCGCCAGAUCAGGUACUACACAGUAACACCUCCCUAAUGGACCUGUCCUUACCCAAUCAACCAACCAAUCAAAUGUAAUCUGUUCAGAGCUAUUGAGAAAUACAUGAAAACACUAUAUUUAACAGCAACCAAGGGUCAUGUUCAUGUGUGUGUUUCUGUCCAAAAGUUCUUCAUGCACCCACGUAUGGGAUUUCUGAAAGCUCCUGCACACAGAGGAGCCAGCCAAGUAUUAGUUCUGGAGGGUCUAACGCAUGCCUGCACAAACACACAUACAAAAUGCAUGCAUGCACACACACUAGGGGUGUGACGUUUAAACGAAUUUGCGAUCGUUAACGUUUAGAAAAAAUCCCUAACUGAAAACGUUAUUGUUUUACAAUUAAAAUCACAGUGCACUUAUCACAAAACGACCACUAACAGGUCCGAUCAUCAUCAUAAAGACAAAAAAUAUAUAUAUUGCAACAACGCUGUAAGUAGGAGGCGAUAUGCAUCUUUCAAAUUAUUUGACAUAGAUAUUGAGCGCUCCACACCUCAUCGUCAUUAACAGUUGGAAAAAUGGCAGAGUGGGACAGGGAAGCAACAGCAGCAAAGUCCUGUAUGGCAAUACUUUGUGAAGUUAAAUGAGAAAGUGAUGAAAUGCAAACUUUGUGAGGUGGAAUUGAGCUACAGUGGCAGUACAGGUGCAAUGCUGAAAGGGAGGCACCGUGAGACCCAACCCGUUGCUGGCAGCAGUGUGAUAAGGGACAGCGUGAGAAAAUCACAGCGCUGAUUGCAGUUGAUAUGCAGCCAUUGUCAAUGGUAGAGGAUGUCGGCUUCAAUAACCUAAUGGCAUAUCUAGAACCAGACUACAAGAUGCCACGUCGAAAAACCGUGACGGCCCUGAUGGAGAAAUUGUACAAUGAUUGAUUGCUCUGCAAGUACAAAGCGCGAGCUCUCCAACACCAUAUGUGAUGUAAACAACAGGUUGUUGGACAUCUAUGAACACACUGUCAUACAUCACUGCAACGAGCCAUCACAUUGAUGAGGAGUGGGACAUGUAUGUUUUUUUUUUUUAACAAUAAAAAAUGGCUGUUUUUAAUUUUUUAUUUUUUUUGUCACAUCCCUAACAUGCACACAAAACACACACACAAUCAUCCAAGGGUUGGAACCGGUUCAGGGAAAAUAACACUAUUAUUUGAGGAACAGAACCCAAACUAAAAACUAAAGUGAUCCAUACUGUUCCAGAACAGAACCGUUAUUUUAAAAGCAUGGCAACCGGUUAAUAACGUUAUUUUACAUUCCGGGCAUUUUCCAGUCCCACAAAAAUCCCAACAAAGCGCCUAUGCUAAGCCCUCACUCAGAAAUGUAUUCCAGCUUCUGCCUGCCAGCUGGAAAUAUUUGCCGGUGGGUGUGUGUGUAGGCUACCUGCCCCUCCCCUUUGAAGCAUAGGUUGCAAGCGUAAUUCAGAAAUUAGGGAGAGGUAUUUAAUUAGAGAAGAAUGGAUUUACUUUUUCAAUGCUAGUAUAGUUAUCACAUCGGAUUUAUUAACUAUAAAAAGGUAAGACGUGUUUUUAAUUCUAGGUCUGCUCUGCACAAUCAAGCUUGUUAGCUAGCUAACCUUUGCUCUGGUCCAACUUUAAACCAACUGAGAAUGACAUUCAAAGUACCUUUAUAGAAGCCGCUCCUCCAUAGGUAUAAUUCUGUGGGCCUAAUUCAGAUAAUGCAUGUCAUAAGAUGCCCAGCACUUCAAGGCAAGCUUCCUCCAGCCUCUCUCCUCACACUCAAAAUGUCAGUUGCUUCUCGCGCCUUACACUGACUGGCAGCACAGUGUGUGUGUGUGUCUUAAAUUAUGAUUAAACCAUACUGUUAUGGCAAAAUACAAUUUUCUCUUAACAACUUUACUAUACAGAUUAAAUCGCUUACCCGCUCCACAGCAAGCUGCUCUAUCCACACUGAUUGGUGAAGUCAUUUAAUGUCGAGCUAAAUGUAAGAAAUAUAUAUAUUUCAGAGGUUUAAAAAGGAACAGAAAGGAAAGAUAUAAACUGUACUUUUUCUUGGUUUGAACCGGUUCAGAACUUUAUUUUGCUGGUUGGAACAGCGGAACGGAACAAAAAAAAGUGUGUUUCUGUUCAGAACUAAAUUAUUUGAAAAUUAUUUUGGUUCCAACCCCUGCAAUCACAGGCCCUUUCAAUUUGAUCCGCUUUUUUUUUCUCUCCCUGUGCAGCUGGAUGUUUAAUCGGGCUCCUGUUGAACACAUUAAAGAGCCAAUCACAGUUUAGUUUACUGGCUUUGAAUGGAACCAAUCAGCCUCAUGCUAGUUCCCCAGUCAAGCUCCCUAUCUAUCAGCCCCAUGCUGGCCAGACCAUAGGAAUCUUAUGGGAAGCCCAUCUCGGCGUGCGUGUGUUUGUGAGAGUGUGUGUAGUAUGUGAAUUGAGGACCGCCGGCUGUGGCCCCUCAGGUUUUUGGGGCAGAACGGAGGGUGCUUUUGGCAGUGCAGUUUGUUUUUGAUCUGGAGCUGUUCUCCUGUCGUCAUCUUCCAGACACAGGCCUCUCCACUGAGACACCACUGGCCUCUCCACUGAGACCCCACUGGCCUCUCCCACUGAGACACCCACUGGCCUCUCACUGAGACACCACAGGCCUCUCCACUGAGACACCACUGGCCUCUCCACUGAGACACCACAGGCCUCUCCACUGAGACACCACAGGCCUCUCCACUGAGACACCACAGGCCUCUCCACUGAGACACCACUGGCCUCUCCACUGAGACACCACUGGCCUCUCCACUGAGACACCACUGGCCUCUCACUGAGACACCACAGGCCUCUCCAUGAGACACCACAGGCCUCUCCACUGAGACACCACAGGCCUCUACACUGAGACACCACUGCCUCUCCACUGAGACACCACUGGCCUCUCCACUGAGACACCACUGGCCUCUCCACUGAGACACCACAGGCCUCUCCACUGAGACACCACUGGCCUCUCCACUGAGACACCACUGCCUCUCUCAUGAGACACCACAGGCCUCUCCACUGAGACACCACUGGCCUCUCCACUGAGACACCACUGGCCUCUCCACUGAGACACCACUGGCCUCUCCACUGAGACACCACUGGCCUCUCCAUUGCAUUUGGUCAUGUCUGGGCCUUCUCAUCCUUGGAGCGUUGGAGAAAAAAACAUGUAGGAUCUGUAGACCGCCAGUUAAGGUGUAAUCUGGGUUUGUCUCCUCCCAGCCCCCCGCCCAAGCCACUAGCGUACCAUACACCUCCACAGCCCUCGCAAUUGCAGUUUUAUAGCAUGAGAUUAGCUAUAAAAUUAUUAUUUAAUUUUUUUUGCCCCAUGGCAAUAUGUUUAGAAUUGCAGGAAAUUAGCUUUAAAAAAGCAACAUUUUCUCUCGGCCUCAUGGCAAAAUGUGUAGAAUAGCAAGAGAUUAGCUAUAAAACGGCAAAUGUUUGUAGAAUUGUAGAAAGUUACCUUGCUCAGAAACUGCAGUACGCCACUGCCCCAAGCACACUUAAAUGCAGAUCUACACCCCAACACAUUUACUCACACACACGCACACUAGCGUGGAUUCUGGUGUAGUGUUUAGGAUCCAAGACUGCGUGUCACCCGUCCCCGCUGCCAUCCUCUGGCUUGGCCAUCCAAACUCUGCUGUGUGCUCUCUGAUUGGGUGACUGCUCUGACACUGACAUCUGAUUGGUUGCUUCCCUCUGCCUGCAGGACGAUCCGCCCAGAGCACGUGGUGCGCUCCGUGUACAAGGCCACCAGCUGCAUUGACAACUUCAACCACCAUGUCAUCUACCUGGAGCACGUAGUCGUACGCAUCACCAUCACGCACCCACGCCGUGGCGACCUGUCUAUCAAUCUCACGUCCCCCUCGGGAACUAAGUCCCAGCUGCUCGCCAACAGGUGAAUCUCCCCUUCAGUUCUACUCCGCUCCCUCUCACACUCUACACACCAGUGUUUCUUCCUGGCAAUAAGACAACUGAUUAGACUAAUCAUUAAGCCGUUGAUUAGUUGAACCAGGUGUGUUGGUACUGGACCGGAAUAAGAAAAGCCUGCCCACCCCUGUGGCUUCCCAGGACCAGGAAUGAAGAAACAUUCUACUUCUGUAUCUUUCCAGUGUGUGAUCUGAAUGUGGUCGAACCGUGUGGUUUUUCCUUUGUAGGAAAUAGAAAUGUGGUCUCUGUGUGCUUUCCUCUAGGUUGUUCGACCACUCCAUGGAGGGCUUUAAGAACUGGGAGUUCAUGACCACCCACUGCUGGGGGGAGAAGGCGGCCGGGGACUGGAUCCUGGAGAUCCAUGAUUCCCCCUUCGCAGCUCCGCAGCCAGAAAGUCCCAGGUACAGUAGACUAGAGAAGCCACCCUGUUUAAAGGAGUGACCGUACCAGUGGAAAAUAUGCUUUAAAAAGUGAACUAUCCCCUUAAAGUGGCAAUCUACAGUUUUUGGGACUUGUGAUAUGUACCCAUUGAUUUGUGAAGAAUAUAACAUAAAUGCCUCAUGAGCUUAGUUCGACUGUAGUACCCCAUCAGAACCCAAAAUAUACGCUUGUUUUACUCCAAUGUUUGUAAACAAAGUACAUGUAAACAAACACUGUAUAGCCUCAAAACAUGGUUAAAACGAUCAUUUUGAUGUCAUGGAUGGUCAGGGCUUGCAUCCAUAGCUCUGUCUUUGAAUUUGAGAGUGGUUACAUUUCUCCAGCCCCAUCCUUCAGCUUUUUACCGGAACAGGGGCGGGGAGCCCGCUUUAUUGUUUCAAUUUAGGAUUGCCCCUUUAAGGAUACUCACCGAUAACCACAUUUAUAUUGCUUAGAAGUAUACCAAUGAUGUGUAUUUUUCUUUCUCUCUCUCUUUGUCUGUCUGUGUGUGUGUCUGCUGUGCUGGGCGACACAACCCCCAGGCAAGCUGAAGGAGUGGUCCCUGGUGCUUUAUGGCACCUCUGUGCACCCGUACUCCUCCCUGCGCAGUGACAAGCCUCGCUCGGCCGAGCCCCCUGCAGACGAGGAGUACAACGGUGAGUGGGGAAUAGGAUGGGAGGGAGGGAGGGAGGGACUGUAAGGAAAAAGAGGUGGAGGACAGAAUACAGGAAUCCUGUUACAAGGGAGACAUAGUAGGAAAGGGGGGUGCAAAUGGAGGAGAGACUAAGGGGGAGGAAAAAAGGAUCAGGGCCAGGCACUUAUACCAAAUAAACCUUUGAUUCUCUCUACCUCUCUGUUCUCUCUACCGCUCUGUCUGUUCUCUCUCUGUUUGCUACCUCCUUUAUUAUUAAUCUCUCACACUACCUUGACAUUACCUCUCUUUCUGUUCUCUCCCUCUCUGUUUUCUCCCUAUCUCUCUGUGCUCUCCCUUUCUCUCUGUUCUCUCCUUCACUUGCUACCCCUUUCUGUGCUCUCCCUCUUCUCUGUUCUCUUCCUCCCUCUCUCUGUUCUUUGUCCCUGUUUCUGUUCUCUCUCGCUCUCUCUAGCUGUUCUCUCUCUCUCUCUUUACCUCUGUGGGUUCCCUCUCUCGUGCAGGGUUAUAAUGAUAAAAUAUUAAUAAUAAUUUGGGGCGUGCUUAUACACUGAGUUUACAAAACAUUAGGAACACCUGCUCUUUCCAUGAAUUAGAAUGACCAGGCGAAUCCAGGCGAAAGCUAUGAUCCCUUAUUGAUGUAAUUUGUUAAAUCCACUUCAAUCAGUGUAGAUGAAGGGGAGGAGACAGGUUAAAGAAUGAUUUUUAAGCCUUGAGACAAUUGACACAUGGAUUGUGUAUGUGUGCCAUUCAGAGGGUGAAUGGGCAAGACAAAAUAUUUAAGUGCCUUUGAACGGGGUAUGGUAGUAGGUGCCAGGCGCACUGGUUUGUGUCAAGAACUGCAAUGCUGCUGGGUUUUCCACACUCAACAGUUUGUGUGUAUCAAGAAUGGUCCACCACCCAAAGGACAUCCAGCCAACUUGACACAACUGUGGGAAGCAUUGGCCGGCAUCCCAGUGGAACGCUUUCGACACCUAUUGAGUCCAUGCCCCAACGAAUUGAGGCUGUUCUGAGGGCAAAAGGGGCGGGGGGGUGCAACUCAAUAUUAAAUGUUUUGUACACACAUGCGUAUGUGAAAUGGAAAUGUGUUUUUUUGCAUGUCCCAACUCCCCAUGAGACACCGUCGGAGAGUAGGGUCACGGCCAGGGUCCACUAUUAUCAACGGCGACUCUGGAGCAAUUAGGGUUAAGUGCCUCUCUUAAGGAUACAUCGACAGAAUUUUCACCUUGUCAGCUUGGGGAUUAGAAUUAGCAACCAUUCGGUUACUGACCCAACACUCUAACCUCUAGGCUACCUGCCGCCCAAUGUGAGCAUAUUUGAGGUUACAGUGAGGUAGCUGAUAGUCCAUUAGCCAGUUUGAUAAGCCACAGCACACAGCCAUGACAGCAGAACAUAAACAGCCCCAACGUUUAUACGCUCGGUAGACAUAACAUUCUCCUGCCUUCACCACAACAAGGAACACCUUACACACUCACUCACUCACUCACUCACUCACUGACUGGUUGGAAUGCCAGUCACCUCCCUUUAGUCACACCCCAGUUUUGUCUCAUUCAUAAAGUCUCCACCUACCCCCCCCCUCCCCCGUAACAUGAGGAACUACAGUACCCAUAAUGCUCUGUAUAACAUAUCCUCUUCACUAGGGCUCUGUGACAGUGAGUGCAACGAGAACGGCUGUGAAGGCCCUGGACCUCACCAGUGCAUCAACUGCCUCCAUUACUUCCUCAAGUUCAAGAACAACACCAGGUUAGCAUGUCAGUGUUCUGGCUGCCUCCUGCAGGUCAACAGCUGGGUCAUGUUCAUUAGGCACCAAACUGAAGAAAACAGACUGAAACAGGGAGGGACUUCCGGUCUUGUCCCCCCAAAAAAAAGCUUUUUUUGUUUUUGCCCCUCUCUGAAUUCACCAACAUCGGAUAGCAUGUUCAUGAUUUAGGCAAUAGUCAUUGGUCUGACUGCAGUGUUAGGAAUGUUGCACCUCCCUUCUCUCACUCAUUUGCACUGAUUGAAGUAGGUGAUUACCCAAUCAUUUAAACACGGUGAGAACUGUUGUGACAAGGGUCGUGUUCAGUAGGGCCCACCAUAAACGCAAAACUAAUAUCUACAGUGGGGAAAAAAAGUAUUUAGUCAGCCACCAAUUGUGCAAGUUCUCCCACUUAAAAAGAUGAGAGAGGCCUGUAAUUUUCAUCAUAGGUACACGUCAACUAUGACAGACAAAAUGAGAUUUUUUUUCUCCAGAAAAUCACAUUGUAGGAUUUUUAAUGAAUUUAUUUGCAAAUUAUGGUGGAAAAUAAGUAUUUGGUCAAUAACAAAAGUUUCUCAAUACUUUGUUAUAUACCCUUUGUUGGCAAUGACACAGGUCAAACAUUUUCUGUAAGUCUUCACAAGGUUUUCACACACUGUUGCUGGUAUUUUGGCCCAUUCCUCCAUGCAGAUCUCCUCUAGAGCAGUGAUGUUUUGGGGCUGUCGCUGGGCAACACGGACUUUCAACUCCCUCCAAAGAUUUUCUGUGGGGUUGAGAUCUGGAGACUGGCUAGGCCACUCCAGGACCUUGAAAUGCUUCUUAUGAAGCCACUCCUUCGUUGCCCGGGCGGUGUGUUUGGGAUCAUUGUCAUGCUGAAAGACCCAGCCACGUUUCAUCUUCAAUGCCCUUGCUGAUGGAAGGAGGUUUUCACUCAAAAUCUCACGAUACAUGGCCCCAUUCAUUCUUUCCUUUACACGGAUCAGUCGUCCUGGUCCCUUUGCAGAAAAACAGCCCCAAAGCAUGAUGUUUCCACCCCCAUGCUUCACAGUAGGUAUGGUGUUCUUUGGAUGCAACUCAGCAUUCUUUGUCCUCCAAACACGACGAGUUGAGUUUUUACCAAAAAGUUCUAUUUUGGUUUCAUCUGACCAUAUGACAUUCUCCCAAUCCUCUUCUGGAUCAUCCAAAUGCACUCUAGCAAACUUCAGACGGGCCUGGACAUGUACUGGCUUAAGCAGGGGGACACGUCUGGCACUGCAGGAUUUGAGUCCCUGGCGGCGUAGUGUGUUACUGAUGGUAGGCUUUGUUACUUUGGUCCCAGCUCUCUGCAGGUCAUUCACUAGGUCCCCCCGUGUGGUUCUGGGAUUUUUGCUCACCGUUCUUGUGAUCAUUUUGACCCCACGGGGUGAGAUCUUGCGUGGAGCCCCAGAUCGAGGGAGAUUAUCAGUGGUCUUGUAUGUCUUCCAUUUCCUAAUAAUUGCUCCCACAGUUGAUUUCUUCAAACCAAGCUGCUUACCUAUUGCAGAUUCAGUCUUCCCAGCCUGGUGCAGGUCUACAAUUUUGUUUCUGGUGUCCUUUGACAGCUCUUUGGUCUUGGCCAUAGUGGAGUUUGGAGUGUGACUGUUUGAGGUUGUGGACAGGUGUCUUUUAUACUGAUAACAAGUUCAAACAGGUGCCAUUAAUACAGGUAACGAGUGGAGGACAGAGGAGCCUCCUAAAGAAGAAGUUACAGGUCUGUGAGAGCCAGAAAUCUUGCUUGUUUGUAGGUGACCAAAUACUUAUUUUCCACCAUAAUUUGCAAAUAAAUUCAUAAACAAUCCUACAAUGUGAUUUUCUGGAUUUUCUUUUCUCAAUUUGUCUGUCAUAGUUGACGUGUACCUAUGAUGAAAAUUACAGGCCUCUCUCAUCUUUUUAAGUGGGAGAACUUGCACAAUUGGUGGCUGACUAAAUACUUUUUUUCCCCACUGUAUGUGAGAAGGGGGCGGUUGAGUGGUGUGAUCGUGUGAGUUGGGGAUUGAAGUCCACUGUAAUUGCCUUUGUCUUUGCGAGCAGCCGAACACAGUACGCAGUACACUAAUAAACAAGAAGCCUGCAGGUGCUCUGUCUUGUUCUGUAAAACCUCAUCAUUAGCCCUCCUAAGAAUACAAUGUUUUCCCACUACUUCCAACCCCGGAGUGCUUGCUUGAUGUAGCUGGAGUGGAGUUUGGGAAGGGUGAAAUGAAAGGGGGGGGGGUCAUUUAAUGCUCAUAAUUAUAUCCCUAUGUUUCUCUUUGAUGACCCCGCCAAACUGGUGUGGGUGGGGUUGGUGGGGGAGGGUGAUCUGACGUGGGAGAGAAGUUUUGGAGCACACGGUUUCACCUUUGUAAAAAAACAGCGUGAGAACGAAAGGGCAAAGGAGGUUUAUGGAGUUAUCUAACAGAUGUGCUUUAAAAGAAUGGACCUGUUCACCGUACAGAAACACACACUCCCACGCGCACACACACACACACACACACUCGCACGCUCAAAUGCAGCCAUAUAAGCCGAUACGCACACAAACAUAUGAUGUGUAUAACUUCAGGCCAUGAACUUUGUCUACUCCCCCAGGGGGAGAGGGGUUGUUAUUCUGCAAUCGUGUGGAUUUAGAUUUAUCACCUUGUUCAAACAGUCAGUGGUCAAGAGUACAAAAAUCCAGCCUCGCACUCAGUUUCUUUCCUCUAGCCUGUUCCCGUAAGCCAAUAACAGCAAUGAUAAUGAGGCAUAUUUCUCCCUUACUGUCCUCCUCUCCAUCCCUGUCCUCCCUCGCUCUCCUCCCUCUCUCUCCUCUCCUCCCCCUCUCUCCUCUCCUCCCUCUCUCCUCUCCUCCAUCUCUCCGCUGCAGGACGUGCGUGUCGGAGUGCCCCUCCGGCUUUUUCCGCGAUGACAGGAAGCGCUGUAAGAAGUGUUCGUCUCUGUGUGAGACUUGUGUUGGUAGCCGCAGCGACCAGUGCUCCACCUGCAGGCCGGGCUUCCACCUUAACGAGGCCUCCAACACCUGCGUGGCCAGCUGUGUGGACGGCUUCUAUCUGGACCACGGCAAGUCCACGUCUCCACACACACACCCAUACACACACAAGGAUUAUUCUAAUAUGGGCCUCGAAGUCUGAAGUACUUCCAGUUUUUUAUUUUCUCCCUGGUAGGCAGUUGAUUGAUUGAUUGAUUGAUUGAUUGAUUGAACCAGUCCCAGAGAAGAAAAGGAUGAAAACCUUGAGGCCCAGAUUUGAACCCACCCCCCCUCCACCAUACUCAAACUCAGCCUCUUCUCCCUCACUCAGCUCUGACCCCCACACCAGUCCUCCUAACACUCCCAAUGCCUCUUUGGUCCCUAUGUGACUGGACGUCGUCUUCUCUCGUGUUACAGAUUCCAACAUGUGCAGGAGAUGCAAUGAAAACUGCAAGAAGUGCAUCACAUCUAAUAUCUGCACAGAAUGCAAACCAGGGAUGAGGUACGCCAAGCCAAGCCAAACCCACUUCCCAACAUCGCCUCCCUCACAAACUACUGGUUUCUAGUAGUAGUCGAAUCACCAAACGGUCCAGGGAUCCAUUUUGACGUGUCUCGUGGAGUUUUUGGUGGCUUUUGAUCAUCUUGAUUACCGUUCCAAAGCGUUUCAGUUAGAUCAAGGACAAAACACUUUGAAGCAUCUCAAAAUGUUGUGGUCUUGAACCCAGCCUGACUCGGGUUGCUUCUGCUAGUGUUCAGUGCUGUCUGAGACAGAGGUGGUAACAAGUGUGCAGUAAUACUUCAGAAUGCCCGCAAGACCACAGACAGUCACUCCUAUUCACCAUUCACAGGAAAGAGGGAGGACAAAAACCCAAAUCCUUUCUGGGAAACGGAACUAAUAUAACUCAGUCCAGCUGUUUUUCAGCUCAGUGCACCACAGAAACCUGUCCUCACAGCAACUUCUCAGAAUCGGGUUUAGAACCUCCUGUUCUUGAACAGACUUUUCUGAACAAACCUCUCCCCGGGGACCCCCAGACAUUCCAAUAAUUUGAACUAUUCCACAGCUAGCACACCUGAUUCAACUUGUCAACUAAUCAUCAAGCCCUUGAAAAGGCGAAUCAGGUGAGCUAGUUCAGGGCUACAAAAAUGUUUUCAAAUGUCUGGGGUCCCAGAGGAGCGGUUUGAAAACCACUGGACUAUGUAUAGUGUAUGAUUUUAUUUCUGAUGUAUGAGACUAAUGCAGAAAAAAGAGACCUGUUGCUAGAGAGGUGUGUUGUGUACUAAUGUGUGACUGUGUAAUUCAGUGUAUUGCUCUCUCCAGUCUUCAGGGGAAUAAAUGUCAGAUGACCUGUGACCCCGGGACCUACUAUAAUGGCCACAGGAGGACCUGCGUGCCGUGCCACCAAGUGUGUGCCACCUGUGCAGGUAACGCUCCCUUCACAAAGUAAAGAUGGGGCCUACUACUCACUUGCCCAAAGUAAAAAUCGAUAUUUUGCCUAAAGUGAAGUCUGUGCACUGCUCACCGUCUCCCCCUGUCUGCAGGCACUGGUAUGGAGGCAUGUAUCAAGUGUUCAGAGAGCUACUUAAUGGAGGAGUGGCGCUGUGUGUCCGCCUGCAGCGUGGGAUACUACAUGGCCGAGCAGACUUUGGACAAUGGCGACGUCAACAAGUCCUGCAGGAAGUGAGUCGGAUUGACGCACACAAAUUCCACACCUUCCACUUCCUCCUCUCUUUGACACCUCCUCCCUACAAACCUGGCAUGUUUAUCCUGGCAUGUUUAACUGCCUCAAACCAGACCCUAAUCUUCCAAACGGUUUCAACAUCUGUCCAAUAUCUAUGGUCCCUUAAACCUGCCGUUUCCUCCUUUAAUCCUCUACCUCUACUCACUUUCUGGUCUGGAGGAUAUCUGCCCUUCAGCCCUCCUAUUUGAUGUACCUAAAUCAUAAACUUUGUAAAAGGGACCAACAGGCUUUGUGGAAAGUGUGCCCUCUAUCGCCCAAACCUUAGUUCUACCCCUCCUCCCCCCACCCCCAGGUGUGACCACAGCUGCUACUCCUGCACAGGGCCCGGCGAGACCAACUGCAGCACCUGUGUGAACGGCUACAACCUGGAGGCAGGAGUGUGUGUGCUCAGCACCAUCUGCAAAGAUGGUGAGUACUAGAAACCCCUCAUGUAUAUUAUAGACUCUUUAUUUCAGAAGCUUGUUCUAGCAGUGGCUGCUCACCACAGGUCGCAGCUUUCUUAGGCUUUCUUAGCUCUCCCCUCUUUCUCGCUCUCCUAGUUUACUUCCUAUCUGCCCCUCACCCUCAUCCGUCACAUUCUUUCCUUAUCACUCUUUUCCAUAUUCUCUCCUACCUUUUAUCUCUUGCGCAUUUUGUCGCGAUCUUUGCUCAUGUAUUCACUCCUACUUCAUCUAUCCCAAUCUCCCUUUACAUCUUGUCUAAAUUGUUUAAAAUGAAGCAACUUCUGUUUCUGCAAAACCUUCCCCAUAUCUCACACACUAGAUGAAAGGUUGGUGUUGUGGCCUCAUACUGUAACCCAGUAUAGAGAGUGUCCAUGUUCUAUUUUUGGCAUUCCAGUGACACAGCUAACCUUUUCAGCCCUAACCUACAGGGCCCAUUUGUCUGUGAGAUAUGAUGGUGUUUGUGAGUCGUGACCAUAGAGUUGGAAAGAAAGCCCACCCCUAUCUUUGCCAUUAUUGCUUCUGUGAAUGUGUGGGCAACGGCAUUAAGGGCAAUUCAUUUCCUUGCCUUCUGCUUUUAUGAGUUUAUUUGUGGUUCGUAAAACAAACUCUACUUAUUGUACUGGAGUGUGUGUAGCUAAUAAAAUAGGAUUUGUGGCAUCUCUAUGGUCAAUAACUUUCUUAAGAUCUGAUUAUAUUCAAAGUGUCAUCCCCAGUCUGUACAUGACCUACUGAGACUAAGAGAAAGUGUUUUAUUGACUAACUGGUAAUGAAUCACUUCAGCUUGUAGCCAACUCAAGACUCUCUUGGUUUUUGAGUGCACUGCAAGUUUAAAUGUCCAUUCUUUCAAAUUGAGGUUACAACAGACUGGCGACCCACUUUUUGUGUGCAAAGUCAUCUCUGAUGAAAAGUUACUUUAUGUUUUUACUUUUGAAAUUGUCCCUCUUUGAAAUUGAUUGAAAUGUUUUCUAUUUUUCCCAAAAUGUCUGUUUUACUUUACGACAUGGAUCCAAUCAUUCCUGCUGGACUACAAUCUUUCCCCUCCGAUGAACAUCACAUCUCUGAUGGAUCAAAAUCUUUGUCACCUGACUCCUCUCCUGACCAAUCAUGUGGCUCUGCCCGCCUGUCCUGACCAAUCCCACGGCUCUGCCUGUUUUUUCCCCCAUCUCUUCUUCAUGGUCUAUGGGAAAGCAAAUGAAGAAUCUUGGGCGGAAGGCAGUUUCUGUGUGCUUGUUAAAAAGAACAAUCUGUGCCAGAGGAAAGUGCUGCAGCAACUGUGCUGCAGAACAUGCUCGCUAAAAGGGUGACUGGACAUCCCGCGAGGGGACGGGGGGGGGGGCGGCACCCCUCUACCACAGCCCGCUCACUCAGUUACAUAAUUUAUAAGAAAAUCUGUGCCUCUUAAGGGACUACGUCGGAGGUGUGAUGACAAAACUACAACAAACCUACCUUUUCCUCUACUGGGACAUGUGGUCAGGGCGACAGUAGCGACUGGGACUUACAAAAAAACGAAAACAAAUAAUGUGUCGGUAUUUUGUGACCAAAGCAUCGAUGCCAAAAUAAUUGUACCCUUUUCCAAUGUAGGAUGUGUAGCUUGCAGGAGGGACCCUGUGAAUCUGUUUCCCUUCAUGUUUUUUUUUCUUUCUCCUCCUUGUCAAGAUUAACGAUGCACAGGUGAAAGCUGAUGAACGUAUCAACCCCGGUUGUGUGUUUGUAAAUAAACUUAAAAGCUCACUCAAUAAUGUGAAAACUGUCUGGGUUAAGUUUGCUAUCUGCCAAGUGAGGAUACAUGCGCACAUGAACGCACGCACGAUUGUGCAAACACUUGAAUUGAUAGUUGCGAAAAUCAUGUCCCCAUUCUACAUGUAGCAAUUGUGUGCCACAGGAAUAGAGGUUGCAAAACUGUCAUCUAUAUUUCAGGUAGUGUGCGUGUGAGAGGGAGAACGUUACAGGUACCCUUGACUCACUUAGGUUCAGACACAAAUCAUUCCACAGGUCCUAAGAUGAGACAUCUGUUUAUAAAACACUACAUUACAUAAAUCAGGGUCAUGUUUAUUAGGCAAAAAACAAGAAAAAUGACUUAAACAGGGAAGGACUACCUGGGCUCGUCCAAUAGGAAACCUUUUUUUUUUUUUUUUUUUUGCUAAAUGUUUUCGUUGUGUGCCGUAAUGAACAAGACCCAUAUCUUACUGCUACAUGAGACCAUGGGGCCAUUGCACUUUCACAAACAGCAGCACUAUCAGGGCUUUAUUCCACAACAUUGCACGGUUAUGUCAUUCCAUUCAAACAGAGUUGGUACUGUAUUGAUCUUCUAGAUCAUCUUCUUUGAUAUGGUAGAUGUUUUUGGUUGACUUCAUUUAAAUGUUAUUCUAUCCUAGCAAGCUGCCACACAUUCAAGACAUGUCCAUGACACUAGCAAACGGCAUGCAUUUCAUAAAGGUCGUGCUCAUUAUGCACCAAACGGAAGAAAACAGACAGUAUGACAUAUUAAAAUGUUUUCUGUUGUGUGCCCUGAUGAACAAGACUCAUGUUGUAAGCGCCUCAGAGAGACUGAGAAUCCAAGACAAUGGUUGGUGCUGCAAAAUGUGACCACUGUCUGUCUCUGUCACACACAGGCUAUAGGAGUCAACUUUGUAGUGGUUGAAAAACCUGUUGAUAAAACCUAUUAUAGAAUGAAUACUGAGGUGGAUACAGCACUGUAUUCCAAUAAAGAAUAAAUAUUCUCAAUGUGGGUUUAUACCUUUUGAACAAUUACUGUAGUUGUGUUGUACUGAUGAUUUUGGUUUGAUUUGAAAUAAAAAUGUAUUGAUCCCUUUGGUUAACAGACACGUAUUCUUGGUCAUUGUUGAAGAUUACUUAGAUUUGAUUAGAUAGUAUCAGAGUAGUUUUUUGUACACUAGUGUCGAUGUUAUAUAUAUUAAUGUCAUUACUCCUCCAAGACCUAGUCUGGAUUAUAUUUUACUUACAGUUUUAAUUUUAAUUAAAUUGGUUAAUCUGUUAAUCUUUUUGUGUAUUUUUUCUGCUAGGCUCUGUUGGCCACUUAUGGUCAUUAUGAACAUAAUCAUUUCCCCACACUGUUCAUCUGGGUCGGGUUUAUUAGGCACAAAAUUGAAAAAUAACUAACUGAAACAGGGAGGGACUACAUGGACUUGUUCUAUAAGAAACGCUAAUUUGAGUUUUCAUUAUGAAAAGUUUGAAAACGUUUUCUGUUGUGAGCCCUAAUGAACACAACCCUGGUUGUAUGAUAAACCUCCCAGCCUGUUCCUCACCCAACAUUAUGUUUCCUUUAAGUUCAAGGUUUAGCAAGAAGUUACAGGAUGUAUGUAAUAUAAUUGUAUUUGGUCAUUUAGCAGACAUAUUUAUCCGAAGAGACUUUUAUCCAACGCAGUCAGUGUUGGAGUAGUAAACUACUAAAAAAGUAAGUAACUACUGAAAACACUACCUAGAUUUGAAUUAAAAUCUACGUAGUUAGCAGUGCAGCUAACUACUGGAACUACACAAAAAUAAUUAAUGGGUGAAGUAGACAAUUUAUUAUAAUUUUCGGCAUCAGACUAGGGCUGUUACCGUGACCGUAUUACCGCUACACCGGCAGUCACGAGUCAUGAUGACAGUCAAAUUCCACAUGACCGUUUAGUCACAGUAAUUAGGCUUCUCCAAGCUCUGAUGCUGCUGAUGGUCAUUAGUAGCCUACCAAACUUGCUAACUGCCUGGUACUCAGCACUCUAGUGUCCCUCUAAUCACUCUGACAUCAAUGCAAGUGUCAUCGAAAAUCUAAUCAAACACUUCAUGAGAGCUCAUGUUGUGCAACAUUUCUAUAGGCUGCAAUUGGGUGAGAACAGAGUGAUGGCCUCUUAAAAAGAGGAGGAUCCCAUCAGCUUUCUAUAGGCUAGGCCUACAAUGUUUAUUUCUCAACUUUCCUAAUAUUAAGCACAUUGCUUCUGUUUACAACCUACCUGACUGGCAUGAAAAUGAACCACGUGAAAAGCGUCCUCCAUUCGCUAUUUAAGUGCGUAGAUUACCUGUAUUUUUUUCCGCUGCCCCGGUUUCGAGACAGGUUCAUGAUAAUGGUCCAUUCUAAAUCAAAACAAAUUUCUCACAUAUAUAUUAUUUAGUAUAUGUAAAGACAAGAUUAAAUCAAGAAUAGUGUGAUGGGUGACAAUAUUAGCCUAUCACUUGUGAAUUAUAUAUUAUCACUUGUGAAUGAUGCCCAAGGCAAACCGCACAUUUUUUUUGUGUGACCUUUUCAAAUCAUAGUCGCACACCUCAUGUAGGCUAGCCCAUAGGCCUAUAUGUUUUGAUAAGGUUUGUAUCACAACUAAAGUGGCCAAAUAACUUCUUUAAAAUGAAGCACAUUAAUCCACUUUACAACGGGUGUAGAGCCUAAUUGACUGACAUACAUACGCAGCACGUGAGUUUCAAGUUUGGGGAAGAUAACUUUCACCAUAAAAAUAUACCUUUUAUAAUAAAAGCAAUACAUGCAUAAUCGCAUUUGUGGUCACUUUUGAGAAUGGUGUUUUCCUGCUAAAGGAACAUUUGCGCUUAUAACCUACUGCCGUGUGCUCAUUGCUGUGCUUAUAAUGUGAAGAAAUAGCCUAAUAAUUUAUCAACAUUUUAAGCUAAACGUUCUCAUCUGUUGCGUCAGGCUCAUUGCUUAAAACAGGUUUUUUGAUGCUAGAGGUUGUAUUAAUUUGGAUCUAGCGCAUCCCACAACUGUCCCAGACUAUGUUUGGAUAAUAAUUUCUUCCAAUAUCUUCAAUUUGCGCCUCGGAAUUUGAUAAGGACGAGCGCAGUUGCAUCCCUGAAGUAUUUGUCUUCACUUGUAGCCUGUGAGAAAGACCCGAUCACGUGACUGAGAGCCAUGUGAGUGAGAGGUGCUUCGGCACGCAGCCCGGAGAAGGGAAUUAUAAUUAUUAUAUUCAGCCCAAGGGCACAGCGGUCACUGGCCACAAAAGGAAUGUAUGUUUUUAGAAGGCAUUACGGCCACACACGGGAUGCAAAUCAAAUCAAAUCAAGUGUUAUUUGUCGCAUGCGCCGAAUAUAACAGGGGUAGACCUUACAGUGAACUGCUUACUUACAAGCCCUUAACCAACAAUGCAGUUUUAAGAAAGAAUACCCAAAAAAUUCACACAAAAAUACAAUAUGAAAUAAAAGUAACAAAUAAUUAAAGCGCAGCAGUAGAAAUAACAAGAGCGAGGCUAUAUACAGGGGGUACCGGUACCGAGUCAAUGUGCGGGGGCACCGGUUAGUCGAGGUAAUUGGGGUAAUAUGUACAUGUAGGUAGAGUUAUUAAAGUGACUAUGCAUAGAUAAUGAACAGAGAGUAGCAGCAGCGUAAAAGAGGGGUGGGGGGGCAAUGCAAAUAGUCUGGGUAGCCAUUUGAUUAGAUGUUCAGUCUUAUGGCUUGAGAGUAGAAGCUGUUUAGAAGCCUCUUGGACCUAGACUUUGUGCUCCGGUACCGCUUGCCGUGCGGUAGCAGAGAGAACAGUCUAUGACUCGGGUGGCUGGAGUCUUUGACAAUUUUUAGGGCCUUCCUCUGACACCGCCUGGUAUAGAGGUCCUGGAUGGCAGGAAGCUUGGCCCAUAGUGAUGUACUGGGCCGUACGCACUACCCUCUGUAGUGCCUUGCGGUCGGAGGCCGAGCAGUUGCCAUACCAGGCAGUGAUGCGACCAGUCAGGAUGCUCUCAAUGGUGCAGCUGUAGAACCUUUUGAGGAUCUGAGGACCCAUGCCAAAUCUUUUCAGUCUCCUUAGGGAGAAUAGGUUUUGUAGUGCCCUCUUCACAACUGUCUUGGUGUGCUUGGAUCAUGUUAGUUUGUUUUUGAUGUGGACACCAAGGAACUUCAAGCUCUCAACCUGCUCCACUACUGCCCCGUCGAAGAGAAUGGGGGCAUGCUCUGUCCUCUUCUUUUUACUGUAGUCCACAAUCAUCUCCUUUGUCUUGAUUACGUUGAGGGAGAGGUUGUUGUCCUGGCACCACACGGCCAGGUCUCUGACCUCCUCCCUAUAGGCUGUCUCGUCGUUGUUGGUGAUCAGGCCUACCACUGUUGUGUCAUUGGCAAACUUAAUGAUGAUGUUGGAGUCGUGCCUGGCCAUGCAGUCAUGAGUGAACAGGGAGGACAGGAGGGGACUGAGCACGCACCCCUGAGGGGCCCCCGUGUUGAGGAUCAGCGUGGCGGAUGUGUUGUUACCUAUCCUUACCACCUGGGGACGGCCCGUCAAGAUCCAGUUGCAGAGGGAGGUGUUUAGUCCCAGGGUCCUUAGCUUAGUGAUGAGCUUUGAGGGCACUAUGGUGUUGGAUGUCAAUGAAUAGCAUUCUCACAUACAUGUUCAUUUUGUCCAGGUGUGAAAGGGCAGUGUGGAGCGCAAUAGAGAUUGCAUCAUCUGUGGAUCUGUUAGGGCGAUAUGCAAAUUGGAGUGGGUCUAGGGUUUCUGGGAUAAUGGUGUUAAUGUGAGACAUGACCAGCCUUUCAAAGCACUUCAUGGCUACAGACGUGAGUGCUACGGGUCGGUAGUCAUUUAGGCAGGUUACAUUAGUGUUCUUGGGCACAGGGACUAUGGUGGUCUGCUUGAAACAUGUUGGUAUUACAGCCAGUUGGUCAGCGCAUGCUCGGCGUACACGUCCUUGUAAUUCGUCUGGCCCUGCGGCCUCGUGAAUGUUGACCUGUUUAAAGGUCUUACUCACAUCGGCUACGGAGAGCGUGAUCACACAGUCAUCCAGAACAGCUGAUGCUCUCAUGCAUGUUUCAGUGUUACUUGCCUCGAAGCGAGCAUAUAAGUAAUUUAGCUCGUCUGGUAGGCUCAUGUCACUGGGCAGCUCGCGGCUGUGCUUCCCUUUGUAGUCUGCAAUAGUUUGCAAGCCCUGCCACAUCCGACAAGCGUCGGAGUCGGUGUAGUACGAUUCGAUCUUAGUCCUGUAUUGACGCUUUGCCUGUUUGAUGGUUCGUCGGAGGGCAUAGCGGGAUUUCUUAUAAGCUUCCGGGUUAGAGUCCCGCUCCUUGAAAGCGGCAGCUCUACUCUUUAGCUCAGUGCGGAAGUAAUCCAUGGCUUCUGGUUUGGGUAUGUACAGUGGGGGAAAAAAGUAUUUAGUCAGCCACCAAUUGUGCAAGUUCUCCCACUUAAAAAGAUGAGAGAGGCCUGUAAUUUUCAUCAUAUGUACAAGUCAACUAUGACAGACAAAAUGAGGAAAAAAAAAUCCAGAAAAUCACAUUGUAGGAUUUUUAAUGAAUUUAUUUGUAAAUUAUGGUGGAAAAUAAGUAUUUGGUCAAUAACAAAAGUUUCUCAAUACUUUGUUAUAUACCCUUUGUUGGCAAUGACACAGGUCAAACGUUUUCUGUAAGUCUUCACAAGGUUUUCACACACUGUUGCUGGUAUUUUGGCCCAUUCCUCCAUGCAGAUCUCCUCUAGAGCAGUGAUGUUUUGGGGCUGUCGCUGGGCAACACAGACUUUCAACUCCCUCCAAAGAUUUUCUAUGGGGUUGAGAUCUGGAGACUGGCUAGGCCACUCCAGGACCUUGAAAUGCUUCUUACGAAGCCACUCCUUCGUUGCCCGGGCGGUGUGUUUGGGAUCAUUGUCAUGCUGAAAGACCCAGCCACGUUUCAUCUUCAAUGCCCUUGCUGAUGGAAGGAGGUUUUCACUCAAAAUCUCACGAUACAUGGCCCCAUUCAUUCUUUCCUUUACACAGAUCAGUCGUCCUGGUCCCUUUGCAGAAAAACAGCCCCAAAGCAUGAUGUUUCCACCCCCAUGCUUCACAGUAGGUAUGGUGUUCAACUCAGCAUUCGUUGUCCUCCAAACACGACGAGUUGAGUUUUUACCAAAAAGUUAUAUUUUGGUUUCAUCUGACCAUAUGACAUUCUCCCAAUCCUCUUCUGGAUCAUCCAAAUGCACUCUAGCAAACUUCAGACGGGCCUGGACAUGUACUGGCUUAAGCAGGGGGACACGUCUGGCACUGCAGGAUUUGAGUCACUGGCGGCGUAGUGUGUUACUGAUGGUAGGCUUUGUUACUUUGGUCCCAGCUCUCUGCAGGUCAUUCACUAGGUCCCCCUGUGUGGUUCUGGGAUUUUUGCUCACCGUUCUUGUGAUCAUUUUGACCCCACGGGGUGAGAUCUUGCGUGGAGCCCCAGAUCGAGGGAGAUUAUCAGUGGUCUUGUAUGUCUUCCAUUUCCUAAUAAUUGCUCCCACAGUUGAUUUCUUCAAACCAAGCUGCUUACCUAUUGCAGAUUCAGUCUUCCCAGCCUGGUGCAGGUCUACAAUUUUGUUUCUGGUGUCCUUUGACAGCUCUUUGGUCUUGGCCAUAGUGGAGUUUGGAGUGUGACUGUUUGAGGUUGUGGACAGGUGUCUUUUAUACUGAUAACAAGUUCAAACAGGUGCCAUUAAUACAGGUAACGAGUGGAGGACAGAGGAGCCUCUUAAAGAAGAAGUUACAGGUCUGUGAGAGCCAGAAAUCUUGCUUGUUUGUAGGUGACCAAAUACUUAUUUUCCACCAUAAUUUGCAAAUAAAUUCAUUAAAAAUCCUACAAUGUGAUUUUCUGGAUUUUUUUCUUCUCAAUUUGUCUGUCAUAGUUGACGUGUACCUAUGAUGAAAAUUACAGGCCUCUCUCAUCUUUUUAAGUGGGAGAACUUGCACAAUUGGUGGCUGACUAAAUACUUUUUUUCCCCACUGUACGUACAGUCACUGUGAGGACGACGUCAUCGAUGCACUUAUUGAUGAAGCCAGUGACUGAUGUGGUGUACUCCUCAAUGCCAUCAGAAGAAUCCCGGAACAUAUUCCAGUCUGUGCUACAAAAACAGUCCUGUAGCUUAGCAUCUGCUUCAUCUGACCACUUGUUUAUUGACCGAGUCACUGGUGCUUCCUGCUUUAGUUUUGGCUUGUAAGCAUGAAUCAGGAGGAUAGAAUUAUGGUCAGAUUUUCCAAAUGGAGGGCGAGGGAGAGCUUUGUACACGUCUCUGUGUGUGGAGUAAAGGUGGUCUAGAGUGUUUUUCCUUCUGGUUGCACAUUGAACAUGCUGGUAGAAAUGAGGUAAAACUGAUUUAAGUUUCCCUGCAUUAAAGUCCCCGGCCACUAGGAGCGCCGCCUCUGGAUGAGCAUUUUUCUGUUUGCUUAUGGCCGUAUACAGUUCAUUGAGUGCGGUCUUAGUGCCAGCAUCGGUUUGUGGUGGUAAAUAGACAGCUACGAAGAAUAUAUAUAAACUCUCUUGGUAGAUAGUGUGGUCUACAGCUUGUCAUGAGAUACUGUACCUCAGGCAAGCAAAACCUUGAGACUUCCUUAGAUAUCGUGCAGCAGCUGUUGUUUACAAAUAUACAUAGACUGCCACCCCUUGUCUUACCAGAGGCUGCUGUUUUAUCCUACCGAGUCCUUGCCACUGAAAAACAUCCCCACAGCAUGAUGCUGCCACCACCAUGCUUCACCGUAGGGAUGAUGCCAGGUUUCCUCCAGACGUGACGCUUGGCAUUCAGGCCAAAGAGUUCAAUCUUGGUUUUAUCAGACCAGAAAAUCUUGUUUAUCAUGGUCUGAGUCUUUUAGGUGCCUUUUGGCAAACUCCAAGCAGGCUGUCAUGUGCCUUUUACUGAGUAGUGGCGUCCGUCUGGCCACUCUACGAUAAAGGCCUGAAUGGUGGAGUGCUGCAGAGAUGGUUGUCCUUCUGGAAGGCUCUCCCAUCUCCAUAGAGGAACUCUGGAGCUCAUUCAGAGUGACCAUCGGGUUCUUGGUCACCUCCCUGACCAAGGCCCUUCUCCCCCGAUUGCUCAGUUUGGCUGGAUGGCCAGCUCUAGGAAGCGGCUUGGUGGUUCCAAAUUUCUUCCAUUUAAGAAUGACACAAUCCUGUCUCGGAGCUCUACGGACAAUUCCUUUGACCUCAUGGCUUGGUUUUUGCUCUGACAUGCACUGUCAACUGUCUGACCUUUAUAUAGACAGGUGUGUGCCUUUCCAAAUCAUGUCCAAUCAAUUGAAUUUACCACAGGUGGACUCCAAUCAAGUUGUUGAAACAUCUCAAGGAUGAUCAAUGGAAACAGGAUGCACCUGCGCUCAAUUUCGAGUCUCAUAACAAAGGGUCUGAAUACUUAUGUAAAUAAGGUUUUUCUGUUUUUUUUGUUUAUACAUUUGCAAAAUUUCUAGGAGAAGCUAGGUUUUCCUUUGUCAUGGAUUGGGUAUGUGGUGAUGUAGAGUGGAGACUUUUUAGUGAAGGUGGGCUUUAAAAUAGGCAUUUGAAGGUGACGAAGUGUGGAAAAGUCAGGAGUUGAUGAUGGAGCGAGGGAGGACUGGGGGAGGGCAUGGCGGAGGGAGUGGAGUGAGGCGGGAUGGCAGUAGGGGGGGGUAGGACGUGCGGGAGGGAGGGAGUGGAGGUCUUGGGAGGGGUGAGGUCGGGAGGGGAGUGAGUGAUGGGGGGAUGGAGGAGGGAGGUGGGAGAGGUCGGGUGAGUGGUCGUUUAGUUCUUUCUUUCUUUUCUGAUUUCUGUACUUUCUUCUGUUCGAUGGUCUUAUUGAUUUCUUCUUUCUUGUUAUUUCUUUCUUUCUUUCUUUCUUCUUGUCUUUCUUUUUCUUUCUUUAUUUUUUCUUUUUUCGUCUUUCUGUUUCUUCUUUAUUUCUUCUUUUUCUUUCUUUCUUUCUUUCUUUCUUCUUUCUUUCUUUCUUUCUUUCUUUCUUUCUUUCUUUCUUUCUUUCUUUCUUUCUUUCUUUCUUUCUUUCUUUCUUCUAAAUAAAGUGCAUCAUUAUUCCCAUAACAUUAUUACAGAGAAUCAGACAAGUUAUGCUACCCUCUGCCUAUUGGCUACUUAGCUUAUUCAAGCCUGUCUCAAAAUACAGCACUUCCCCUUUAAGACAAAAAAAAAAGCUAUUUACCUGACUCGCUUUUCAAAGAUGUCUAGAAAUGCACACGUUUUGUGCUCUUCUAGGAAGCAAUCAGAUGUGGAGUGUGUGUGAGAUGAGUCCUAGUAGGUCCUAGGUAGGGUUGUGUAAGUAUAUUCUCCCUCUCUGUUUUCAGGUGAGUACCUGA
Molecule: messenger RNA, 37666 nt
Organism: Coregonus sp. 'balchen'
Lineage: Eukaryota; Metazoa; Chordata; Actinopteri; Salmoniformes; Salmonidae
Source: the annotation of a GenBank genome assembly